This is a messenger RNA of Entrophospora sp. SA101, 132 nucleotides long. The record is from the annotation of a GenBank genome assembly. NCBI's taxonomy places the organism in Eukaryota, Fungi, Glomeromycota, Glomeromycetes, Entrophosporales, Entrophosporaceae.
AUGCGCUUUAUACUCAAAAGUGGAACAAUUGUAAAAGAUCUUAUAGAUCGUAUACCUCACAAUAAUUUCUGGAAUGGGAAUCAUCUCAUACUUGGUAGAAGCAAUGCUGGAAAUCAACAGUGGCAGAUAUAA